This is a messenger RNA of Rubroshorea leprosula, 1569 nucleotides long. NCBI's taxonomy places the organism in Eukaryota, Viridiplantae, Streptophyta, Magnoliopsida, Malvales, Dipterocarpaceae. The record is from the annotation of a GenBank genome assembly.
AGAUGGGUAAUUAGCCCUUGCAUUCGGGAAAGGAAGAGAGACAACACUGAGAAGUUCAUCAGCAAGUAACUGGAAGCAAUUCAUUGAUGGAGGAUGAACGUGGAGCAACUCAUUAUCUCUCCAUUCUGAUAGAUGAAGAGCUGUCAUCUUCACCUAUGUGUUUCAAAGUACCUAAUCUACUACGCCAGACAAAUGAAAAGGCCUACGAACCUCAGAUAAUCUCAAUCGGGCCUUAUCAUCAUGGAAAAGAUCAUUUGAAAGGCAUGGAAGUGCACAAAAGGCAUUGUCUAAAAAGGCUCCUUCAAAGAAGAGGGGAGCCUGUUGUGCAUAGAUGUUUGAUGGCUUUGAAAGAUAAGAAAGAAGAGAUUCGGGGAUGCUAUGCAGGACCUCUGCAUAACAUUCGCGAAAAUGCACUUGUAGAAAUGAUGCUCCUUGAUGGCUGCUUCAUCAUUGAGCUAAUUCGUGAGAAUCAGACUCAGACGCAGAAAAUUGAUGUUGACUUUCGAAACUUCAACAGGUUUAGCUUAAAGCGUGAUUUAUUACUGGUGGAAAAUCAACUGCCUUUCUUUGUACUAAAGGAGCUGCUUCCAAUGACUGGGGAGCCUAAUCAAGAGAACGUUCAGGACUUCAUUCUUAUGGCUCUACGUUUCUUCUCUAGAGUGAUGCCAGGGUAUGGAAUUGGAAUUAAACCUUCUUUGGUAAUCGAUGACCAAAAUAUCAAGAAUCUACUCGGCUUAGUGCAUGGUAGCUGGGUUCCUUCGCUUGAAGCAAGACUAAAUUACAGCAAAAAUCGAGCAUCAUAUCGUGGAUGGAAUUUUAAACAUAGUGCAACAGAGCUCCAUGAAGCAGGAAUCAAGUUCAAGUUCAAGAAGAUGGAUAAUGUGAAGAGCAUGAUUGAUAUUAAGUGUGAGAACGAUGUAGCAAGAAUUAUUUUCAAGGAGAUGGAUAAUGAGAAGGGCUUCUUUGAUAUUAAGUUUGAGAACGGUGUACUGUGGAUACCAACCAUAAAAAUGUACGCUUAUACAGACUCCAUCCUUCGCAAUUUUAUUGCCCACGAACAAUGCCACAACAACUACCCAAGGUAUGUCACUGAUUAUGUCACAUUCAUGGAUUGCUUGAUUAACACCAGGAAGGAUGUUGAGUUACUCCGUCACUCUGGAAUUAUUGUUAAUAAUGGGUUAGGUGAUGAUGAGGUUGUUGCCACCACAUUCAACCGGCUAUGCGACUCAAUUGUGUUUUCCGGUAAGAACUUCUAUUCGGAGAUAUUUAUCAAUGUGGGGAAUUAUUGUGAUAGAAAGUGGAAUUUAUGGAUGGCAAACUUAAAGCACAAAUACUUCAACACUCCAUGGGCAUUGAUUUCGUUCCUUGCUGCUGUUUCCUUGCUCAUGCUUGCAGCUGUACAAACCAUAUAUUCGCAUCUUUCUUAUUACAAACGAUAAGUACUGCCGAGUUGUUUGCGUAGGGCUUGAAAUAAGUGAAGCUAAAAGCUCACAUGAAAAUGUAAUCAUUUGAGUAUUUGAGUGCUUGUAAUGUAGUUUGUAUGCAGAUUACUAAAAACCUUGCCAGGAU